AUGGCGGUUCUCUUUGUAGGCAGACAUCAAAUCCUUCGCUGCAUGGGCAACAGUGGAAUCUGUAGAAACUCCUGCAAAAGGGAUGAACAGCCCUACUUCAACUGCAGAAAUUACCAAUCAUGCUGCCUCCAGUCCUACAUGAGGAUAAGCAUUUCUGGCAGUGACGAAAAUAGUGACUGGUCCUAUAAGAACCAAUGGCCCAAAAUACCUUGAAUGCUAGUGGUCACCAUUCUCAAGCUCUCUGGGAAGCCAAUCUUCCUGUCAAUUCCUCUCAGUAAAACUCAUGACUAUGC
Tupaia belangeri chinensis (Chinese tree shrew) is the source of this 293-nucleotide messenger RNA. Its product is annotated as beta-defensin 119-like. Gene Ontology annotation, molecular function: lipopolysaccharide binding. The record is from RefSeq and is a predicted model, not a curated record. The transcript has 2 exons. The coding region runs from base 1 to 213 and encodes 70 amino acids. Lineage: Eukaryota; Metazoa; Chordata; Mammalia; Scandentia; Tupaiidae. Gene Ontology annotation, biological process: antifungal innate immune response; defense response to Gram-negative bacterium; defense response to Gram-positive bacterium.